Molecule: messenger RNA, 3385 nt
Organism: Sorex araneus (European shrew)
Lineage: Eukaryota; Metazoa; Chordata; Mammalia; Eulipotyphla; Soricidae
Gene: SYK
Product: spleen associated tyrosine kinase
Exons: 14
Coding region: 141-2051 (636 amino acids)
Biological process (GO): macrophage activation involved in immune response; positive regulation of B cell differentiation; adaptive immune response
Cellular component (GO): extrinsic component of cytoplasmic side of plasma membrane; cytoplasm
Molecular function (GO): ATP binding; signaling receptor binding; non-membrane spanning protein tyrosine kinase activity
Source: RefSeq, a predicted model, not a curated record
CGGGUGCCGAGGCCACCGCGGCGUCGGGAGGAGCGAGGCGCACCGGGGCCCCGGAGCUGCCAGGGCGGCGGCGCCCCGUUUCCGUGCCCCACGCCCCGCCCCUCACCUGGCCCAGUGUCCCCUGCGGGGAAGGUGCCAGCAUGGCAGACAGCGCCAGCCACCUGCCCUUCUUCUUCGGCAACAUCACCCGGGAGGAGGCAGAGGACUACCUGGUCCAGGGCGGCAUGAGCGACGGGCUCUACCUGCUGCGCCAGAGCCGCAGCUACCUGGGCGGCUACGCGCUGUCGGUGGCGUAUGCCAGGACUGCUCACCACUACACCAUCGAGCGCGAGCUCAAUGGCACCUACGCCAUCUCGGGCGGCAGGACCCACAGCAGCCCGGCCGAGCUCUGCCACUACCACUCCCAGGAGUCGGACGGGCUCGUGUGCCUUCUGCAGAAGCCCUUCAACCGGCCCUCGGGUGUGCAGCCCAAGACUGGCCCCUUCGAGGACCUGAAGGAGAACCUCAUCCGGGAAUACGUGAAGCAGACGUGGAACUUGCAGGGCCAAGCACUGGAGCAGGCCAUCAUCAGCCAGAAGCCGCAGCUGGAGAAGCUCAUUGCUACCACAGCCCAUGAGAAAAUGCCCUGGUUCCACGGAAAAAUCUCCCGGGAUGAAUCUGAGCAAAUUGUCCUGAUAGGAUCAAAGACAGAUGGAAAAUUCCUGAUCAGGGCCAGGGACAGCAGCGGCUCCUACGCCCUGUGCCUGCUGCACGAGGGGAAGGUCCUGCACUACCGUAUCGACAAGGACAAGACGGGGAAGCUCUCCAUCCCUGCCGGCAAGAAGUUCGACACGCUCUGGCAGCUAGUGGAGCAUUAUUCUUAUAAAGCAGAUGGUUUGUUGAGAGUUCUUACAGUUCCAUGUCAAAAGAUUGGCGGGCAAACAGGGAAUGUUAACUUUGGAACUCGUCCCCAACUCCCAAGUUUACAUCCCGCGAGUUGGUCAGCAGGUGGAAUAAUCUCAAGAAUCAGAUCCUACUCCUUCCCCAAGCCGGGCCAGAGAAAGCCCUCCUCCUCCUCGCCCUCCUCCUCCUCCUCCCAAGGGAACCGGACAGAAAGCACCUUCAACCCCUAUGAGCCAGACCGAGGGCCUUGGGCCACAGAACGAGAGGCACAGAGGGAAGCUUUGCCCAUGGACACGGAAGUCUAUGAAAGCCCGUACGCGGACCCCGAGGAGAUCCGCCCCAAGGAAGUUUACCUGGACAGGAAGCUGCUGACCCUGGAGGACAAGGAACUGGGCUCUGGAAACUUUGGGACCGUGAAGAAGGGCUACUACCAGAUGAAGAAAGUCGUGAAAACAGUUGCUGUGAAAAUACUGAAAAAUGAGGCCAAUGACCCCGCUCUGAAAGACGAACUGCUGGCGGAAGCCAACGUCAUGCAGCAACUGGACAACCCUUACAUCGUGCGCAUGAUCGGCAUCUGCGAGGCCGAGUCCUGGAUGCUGGUGAUGGAGAUGGCGGAGCUGGGGCCACUCAACAAGUACCUACAGCAGAACAGGCAGGUCAAGGAUAAGAACAUCAUAGAACUGGUUCAUCAGGUUGCUAUGGGGAUGAAGUAUUUGGAGGAGUGUAACUUUGUGCACAGAGAUUUGGCUGCAAGAAAUGUACUGCUGGUCACUCAACAUUAUGCCAAGAUCAGUGAUUUUGGACUCUCCAAAGCACUUCGUGCUGAUGAAAACUACUACAAGGCACAGACCCACGGCAAGUGGCCCGUGAAGUGGUACGCACCAGAGUGCAUCAACUACUACAAGUUCUCCAGCAAGAGCGAUGUCUGGAGCUUUGGGGUGCUGAUGUGGGAAGCAUUUUCCUACGGACAGAAGCCAUAUCGGGGAAUGAAAGGAAGUGAAGUUUCUGCCAUGCUGGAGAAAGGAGAGAGAAUGGGCUGCCCUGCCGGGUGUCCGAGGGAGAUGUACGAUCUGAUGAACCUGUGCUGGACAUAUGAGGUGGAGAACAGACCCGGUUUUGUAGCAGUGGAACUGCGGCUGCGCAAUUACUACUACGACGUGGUCAACUAAGACUCACCCCCCACCCCGCCUGCCUUGGCUGCCACCAGCCAGCAAGGACAAUAUUCCAGUGCACGGAUUUCUGGGUCUCCAUCACUCUCUGCCCCUGCGGGAGAGCCUGCCCUGCACGGACUUUCCUCUGGCUCUUAUUCCCCAAAGUGUUGGAACACAUCAGAACUCCUGAAACACGCCGUCCAUAGAGCCAACCUGCCCAGAUGAGCCAUAGGAAGUAAGAAGAACAACCAAAGCAAAAGCCGUAUGUUCCUUCUUGGCCUCUCUGGGACAGGCAUUGCCUGCCAUGCAGCUCCCCAGCCCGAGGCUGCCUGGGGCCCUGACGCCCAGGCCUGGAGACAUCGCCACCUUUGGGGAGCAGGAAGCAAGAAGAGAAAGGGGCUCCUGAGCAUGUCACCUACAAACCACAGGACUGAUGCCUGACAUGGGAAAGAUUUUUCCUGGUGUUGAAAGGGCUUUCAGGCUUAAAUAGGUAACCAGUGAACGCGGGAUGGAAACUCUGGCUGGAAGACUACUGCUGUGUUUGCUCUGUUGGUUCUGAGUUAGGAGGGGACCCUUAGAAUGAUCCGGAAUGAUUUAUGCCUCUGGAAAGCCUCUCUCCUGUACACUCUACAGGAGUGGAGACAGGAAAUGAAGUUCCUUAUGGGACCACCAGGGGGAGGAGGGCUGCCCGCUCGCCCCCAGCCUGACAGGCAGCAGGGAGAGGAGCACUGCCAUCUGUGUACUGUGCCUGUGCUAAAGAGAAAGUGGAACCAGAAGUCCCUCUCCUGGUAUUCAGAGCAGGGGGCAACUGGGUGGGCAAGCCAGCUGAAGGUAGGUUUCUAAAGCAUUCACUCAGAACAAGUCCUCACGCCCUGACCUCCGCCCCAACCUGGCCUUGCUGAGUUGGACCUUGGGUUGGAGAUACCGACCUGAGAUUGCAGCGCGAGUCCCCAGCUGAUCCUGGGCUGGUGUCAACCCGAUACACAUCACCUUCCUGUUCACGGCAGUCUUGCUCUGGCCUUGCAAAGUUAAAGAGCUCUUUAGCAUUAUUCUAAGGUUUGUUGACACCCAUAAAUUUAGAUGGGCUCCUCAAUAAUUGCACUUGUGACAUUUUUCACUUGACAGAGGGUAGAGAUUUUACUCACAAUAAAGCCAGGAUUGGAGAAACCAAGAGACAUGAGUCACUGGAAGAAUGUAUUUUGAUAAUAUUUUAGAAGCCAGCCUGUGGGCAGAGCUCAAAGGUCUGGAAUGCUUUAUGUUUCCUCACUUACGCAGACAGCAUCCUGAGUACCACUCGAGAAGAACUCUGAGCACCAAGGUGGAAAUAGUUCCUGAGCAUCUCUGGGCCUGGU